UAUAGUAUAGUCAAAAAAAGCGGAAGCUUUCUUACAUUUUCCUGAAUGGUAUUAUACUAUGUAUCUGAGAGAGUUAUAAUAUUCUGUUGCUCAAUGUAAUUUCGUAGAUUUACGAACUUUCAAGUGAAAUGACGUAAACAAUUUUCCCCAAAUCUUUCAUAGCGUAUUUCGGGGAUUGAUAAGAAUGUCAUUUGCUCGCCAAUGGUGAGAGAAAGAAAGAGUUAGAAAUGUUAUGUUUAUAUUACUGCAAAUAGGACACAUUUGUGAGCUCAGAAUAUCGAGGAAAAAUGGAAUGCGCCGAACGGAAGUAUCUGUGUACAAUUUAAUGCUAUGCCACGACAGUCUUACAUCGCGUGCCCUGACAUUUCGUUUGUCGACGAUGUCAAAAUUGUAGGUACUGUCAUGGACACAGAUGUGGAACUUGGGAAAAGUGAAGGGUGUGAAACUAUCCCAGGCUGUUCCGGUUACUCUAGCAUGGUGCACAGCAAGAAAGUUAUUAAACAUGCGUUACGACAGCAAGCCAAACGGCGUAGGAAGAACACGACAAUAGCGGCGGGCAAUUCCCGCGCAUUACCCAGAAUCGUUGUCAAACCAUUACCUCCACCUCCGUCAAAUGAUCCACCAUCUCCAGUUAAUAAUGUACAACACAUCAAUACUGCAGCAGAAGAACCUGCUGCCACAAUGAGAGAAGUUUUGGCUAGUUUACCUGGAUUUAGCUUGAAGUCAGGCCGCAGGCGAUCCACAAAGAGAUUAUCAGCAACUGCACAAUUAGAAGCAGGUCUUGUGGAUUUGGAAUCUCCAGCGAGCAUAUUAGCAAGUACCAGUUUACGUGCUCUGUUAAAUAGGCAUACAUUCCAAGGCUUACCUCCACUGUAUCAACGGAAGCUCGCACAAUUGUUACCUGCUGUAGAUAGACAGGAUGCUGCAAUUUCUGGGUUAAACAAUGAAUUUUUUGCAAGAGCUUGUUUAGAAUGGCGGAAACGUUUAGCGGAAGGAGAAUUCACUCCAGAAAAUCAACAACGCUUGAAAAUGGAGGCCGAACGAGAUAAGAAUAAGCUAGAUCCAUGGAAAGUGAAACAUUUCGAACCAAUAUGGGGAGAGAAACGAGAGCCUAAACUUAAAUCAAGUCUCCAUUAUAUUACUGAGUCACGUUCUAGUGGUGCAGUAACACGUUCAAGUUUAAGACUUCGUUUGGAAUCUAAUGUGGAUAUUCCUGCAUCAGAACAUGUCUAUCCCAUUGUAAUGACAGGAGAUAAAGUCGAUACUAGUUGCAAGACCGAAAUUAACAUAAAGAGUUCUGAUAAUUUAACUAAUUCUGAAGAAGUGCAGCAAAAUAUGAUGGAUUUAGAUUAUAACACAUUAUCAAACAAUUUGACCGAUGAGAAAUUAAAUAAUUCUAUGCAAAUGAAUUCUAUAGAGAUAAUAGAAGAUAUUCAAAUACAUGAAAGUAAAACGGAAGAAACUGGAAAGAUCACAGAUAUUUGUGAGAAACAAGAUAUAAUUGAGACUAAUGACAUUACAAGGCAACUUUGUCAAGAUAACAUCUCUAAUAUUUAUGAAGAAGAAACAGAUUUUUCCUCCAGUGAAAAAAAUUUGCAACCUGCAGAAAAUAAUGUAAUUGAAACAUUAGAGGAGGAUACUGUACUAUUGCCCGAUGGUAAUUCAUCACCUAGAUCUAACGAACAAGUAGAACGUACGUCACACACGUCUGGAGAAUCAAUUUCGCAUUUAUCCAAUGAAUAUGUAUCGCAGACAUCUAUGGAUCAAAUAGAUCAAAUUUCGAAGGAUCAGAUUUCACAAAUAUCUAAUGAUCAAAUUUAUCAGAUAUCGGAUUGCGAAACUACAAGUAUCCUUGAAGGUUCGUCACCAAAGGAUGAAGUAAGACCGACAGAUAUUGUUAUAGAGGACACAAAUAUGAUGAGUAAUGAUCAACCUGAAACUGCACAUGUUUCGCACGAGAAUCCAACAGAUAGUGAAUCACAAAUUCCAGAAGGAAUGGAAAUUGAUAGUGAAACCUUACAGCGUAUUCAUGAACUCGAGGUACGAGGUGAAAUGCGUGAAAUGUAUGAAGAGAUUUCGGGAUGUCCCGAAGAGAUAAUAUAUCCUAUUCUUGAGGGAAUGGAAAUGACUUCAACCAAUACAGAGGUAACCGAACCGCAAGUAUCUGGACAAACUGAAGAUAGUAGGGAAACAGAUGUAAAUGCCGGUAAUGAGGAUGAAGCUCUCCGGGAGGCAAAUAAUUAUGUCUGUUCUGAAAUGCUAGAAUGCAGUUGGUCGGUGGAUCCAACUGUUAAUAUCAGUAAUAAUAAUAGAACGCAAGAGGAGCUGCAGGUACCUUGGCCUUUGGUGGCAGCUGCUCUUGAUGGAUCUGUAGCAGCUAAUAUUACAGUAACAACACAAGAUGAAUGUAGCGAGACCUCUACAACAACCGACUCUACGACUCCUUCGCAACAAUUUAUUAACGCAGAUACCAAUGUAGAAUCUGUAAAUUGUAUUCAAUUACCGGUUGUUCAAGGAACUACGUUUCAAUCCGACGGCUUAGCCAUCACGCGAAGCAGCUGCGUUAUGAAGAGCUUACAAUCGCAAAGUCCGCCGAUUAUCACAUUUCCACAAUUGCAGUCUAUCAGAUUUGUGCAAACCAGUUUUAAUCCAGACCAAGAUGCAACGUCUUUGCUCACAAAUAACUCGCCUACAAUCUCAGCACAACUUCAGCCUCAACAAAGUACUACCGCGCAAAUAAAUAUGAUACGAACGCAAGAUACUAUCACUCAAAUAAAUACUCAAAACAAUAAUACAUGCAAUAAUGUAAAUCAGAAUGCUAUUGUGACGCAAGGUCAAGUACAAAAUACUUUAUCAACUACGAUGGGAAUACAAUCUCAGAAUCGUGCACAGAAUGCGAUUGUUAUUCAACAUCAGACUGCUGCUUCAGCUCAACCUCGACAAAUUGCAGCUGUUAUGCAUCAACAACAACAGCAGCAGCAGCAACCACAGCAGCAACAACAGCAAUAUGCCGGAUCAUCGGUAACAAUUCCGUCGCGAUCAUCGCGCGUGUCUAAUCAAGGCAGCCAAAGAGGCUCCAGAAAUAAUAAAGAACAAGGAGGAAGUAGAUCCAGAAGUUCUACAAAAGAACCUCCAGGCGCUGUCAAUUUGGAGCGUAGUUAUCAGAUAUGUCAAGCGGUUAUACAAAGUUCACCAAAUAGAGAUCAAUUAAAAGCUCACUUAAAACCACCACCUAGUUUACUUGCAAGAGGAGAUGGUGCAUUCACAACCAGUAAAUCUGGUGGACGCACCUUAACAACUGUCAAACCUCAGAAAACGCAACAAGCGAUACAACAUAACAAACAAGCUCAAAAUAAAACACAAGCAGUUAUGCUGAGACACGUAUUUGCUACAGCGCGUCAAACUACAUCAACGGAGGUUACAGAAAGCACCCCUAUAGCGCAGCUUGGUUCCAACACCAGUAACAAUUUCGGGCAAUAUAUACUUGUACAAAGGACAGGAGUUGGAGAUGGUGCACCAAGAGCGUCAUCCGCUCCACCAUUACCGCCGCAAAUUGCAGGGAUGGGCGUCGGGGUUCAUUUAGUGCGAGGAAGACCAGCGAGCGCAGGGGAAGGCUCUCAUCAAGCUGUUACUUUGAAAGCGAGAGGUGCGGAUAGCAGAGUGACAGGCGGUGCGGAGCCUAGUGCACCCGGCAUGAUAAUCGGCGGUGACCCACCACCCCCAUGUGAAUGUAAUAUGCGAGGAGCCAUGGUAAUUUGUCGGCAGUGUGGUGCCUUCUGUCACGAUGAUUGCAUCGGGCCUCAACGUAUCUGUGCUACCUGCCUCAUACGUUAAUCAUUCUUUAUCCAACACUGUUCGUGUAUAACUUUAAUAAGCCCGUUAUAAGAGUGCUGAUCAUCUAUUUCUAUUAUAAUAUUGGUAAAUUAAAGAAACACCAAACACACACAUCGUAAUGACAAAUUUAUUAAACAACGUCAUAAGGGAUUUCACGUGAUGUAUUUAGAGAUAUAACAAAAGUUAUGCGACACAUACAUAUAUAAUACACAUAAAGUGUGAUCGAAAAUUUCGGCGAGAUAAACUGUAAAAAUCUACUAAAUAGUAUAUUGCGAUCAGUUUUUUAGAUUGCAUUUAAUUAGAAACAGAAGUUAACAUAUCGAUGUGUAGUUUUGGAAGAGUAUUAUAUUAUUUUUUAAAGAAGAAAAUAUUGAAUUAAAAUUUUAAUAUAAUUUUUUCUUAAUAGAUACCAAUUUUCUCGAUUUUUUAAAUCAUGCGUUGUACAAUAUGUUAACAUAUGUGAGCAGUCUAUUAAAAUUAAUUGCCAAAGUAAUUCGUUUAAAGCAUAUGAACACUAUUAAGUGUAAGAAGUAAAAAAAGUUAAGAGUAAUAUUUUAUUCAUAGCAAACUUUUAUCUACAAUUUUCUAUAUUCUUUCUGAUAUUAAUUAUUUGUAUUAGAUUUUUUAUUAUACUGUAACUUUUUUUAUUAUAUUGGAAUAAUUUAAAACUGAAAUAUUCAUAACUUACAAAUUUUGUUUUUUGAAACAUAAGAAUAUUUAUAUUACAUUUCAGAAAAAUAUGCCUUCCUUUUUCAAAUUCUACUCUUGAAGUUAUCAUAUAUCAAUGUAGAGAGAGAUCUAAAUAUUUUACUUUUUUAAAUAUUUUUUUUUUUUUUAUUGUAAAAUUAUUAGAUUAGAUCGUGUAUUAGAAGUAAUCAUGUUUCUCAAAUGUGAUUUGACAUUCCACAAGAUACAGUGAAAUAGUUAAAACUAUUGGCAAUUCAUUUUAAUAAAAAUUAUUUAUUUAAUUGGAAUACUCGUAAAUUUUUUAUUCUUUGAAAAUUAUAAAUUACAUUCAGCACUCUUACAUUAACGGAAAUCUUUAUAGAUUGAAAGUAAUAAAGAAUACAGUUGUAGAUAUUGAAAGAUUCAAUAUUGCUACAUUAUACUGCAGAUAAAAAAAUAUAAAUGCUUGUUUAUUAUUUCUUUUUUGUAUUUUAUUAUUAUCUUGCCUAUUAUUUUAUUACAAAUUGAUAAGUACCUAUAAUACAUUGUUCUAACAUACAAAAUAAUAAAAUAUAUAGAUUUUACAUUGUAUACAAAACUAUGUUAGAGUCUAGCGAUACUUGCCUAUUUACUAUAUUUGUGACAUAAAUAUAUAAUUUGCUGAAAAAAUUAUUUAUUCAAUAAUCAAAAUUUCUUUAAUAUUAUUUUUAAUAUUUUAUCUCAUUAAACUGAUUGAUAUAUAUAUUAUUAAUAUCUACUAUUUCCAUUCGCGAAUAAUAUAAACAAAAAAUCAAGAAAUAUUUAAUUAUAUAUUUGACAAGUAAAUAUACAAAAAGAAUUUGUAGAAAAAUGUUUCAUGCAAUGUUUAUUUUUAUGUAAUGUUUAUUUUCAUGCAAUGUUUAUUUUUUUCUUUCUCAAACUCUAGUCUGUAUUAUAUUUAUAUCGCUUUUAUAUUUAUUUAUUACAUUAUUUAUUGAUGAUAAUAUUAUUUAUAUUUUUAUAGUUUUUUUUUUAUAUUUUUGUAACAUUUCCAUUUCUCAUAUUCAUGAUUAUUAAAACAUACAAAAAACCAUAUUUACUAUUAAUUUAUAAUUUAUAUAAUUCUGUCAUUUAAUUAAUAAUAUUAUUUGUACUAUGAUUUAUUAAUGUAUAAUGUAAUUCUGGCUAAUAAUUCCAAUAUUUCAGCUGUAUUCUUUAGAUCUUUUCUUAAAAAUUUGAUAUAUAAAUCUCUUAUAUAUACUUACCCUUAAUACAGUCUUCCACUAAACAUCACGCUCUAUAUACUCUGUAAUUGUAUGUUUGUUAUUUAUUUAUUAACACGAAUUUAUUUUUAUUAUAGCUGUGUAGAAAAUAUUCCUGUACAUGUUGAUCUCGAAGCUAUACAAAUCCUUUGUACACACACACACAUAUACACAAACAUGCUCUCUUUUAAUCAUUCCUUUUGAAAUAGGAUGAUGUUGGACUUUGAGUCUUAUAUGUAGUUCAGACUACUUUCCGCAUAUGUAUUAGUAUAUGUAGUUAAACUAAUAUCAUCGAACAUUGUGUACAGGAACAGUAAUAUAUCAUGAAAAUGGAUAAUUGAUUAAGAUAAACAAUUUAUUACAAAUAAUAAGAGAAAUAAUUGAAUAUUCAUAGCUAUACAUAUAAACAUAGAUAUACAUAUAAUCUGUAUCGUUCAAUUUUCCCAUGAUUUGUUACGAUUAACUCUAAUAUUGUUAUUUAUAUCGAAGAAUGAUUUAUUGAGAAAUUGCAAAUAGUUUUGUUAUUGAUAUUAUUUCAUCUAUAUGUUUUAACGCAAAAUGAUUACAAUCAAUCUAUGUCUCCUUUGUCAUAAUUGGUCCCAAAAAUUCAAAUUCAUUAUCAAACAAUUCAAAUUCAUUAUCACAUCAAGAAGAUUACCCAAUCGAUUUGAAUUGCUUUCAUUUCUUUCAGUUUUUUUUUUUUUUUGAAUGCAUGAAUAAGACAUAUAUAUUCUCUCUGACACAGAGAUUGGCAAUUGGAUAUUGUAAGCAUUAGUAUUUGUAAUCAAAUAUGCAUUGGAUAUGUAUUUAUUCAUACUAGUUCUUUUUUAAUUUCAAUGUAAAAUAUUUUUAAUGAUUUUUAUUAAAUUCUUUUACAAUUUUCUUUAAAAAUUUCAAACUUUUAAAAUUUCAAGGAUAUUUAGUAUGAUUAAAUAUAAUAUAAAUUAAUAAAAAUAGCGUCCUUUAUCGAGAAUAUUUGUUAAAAAACUAAAGGUUUAUUUUGUGUGAUAAAAAACAUUAUUUAAUAUAAUUUGUAAUAAUUAAUUUUAUUAAUUUUUACUAUAAAAUAUUUUAGAAAAAACUCAUGUAUGAGAAUUUAAUAUUUUAUUUCAACAACGGUCUAAUGCACAUAUAUUGCAGAAUCAGUCAGCAUUCUUUUUUCAAGUUGCCAAGCUUGUACUAGUAAACAUGUACAUAUUUAGAUAAAAAAUUAUUGUUUACAUUUUGUAUUAUUAAGAAUAUCACACACACACACACACACAAAUAAGAAAAAAAAAAAAAAAAAAACAAGACAGCAGAAAA
Messenger RNA from Cataglyphis hispanica, 7043 nucleotides. RefSeq names its product polycomb protein Asx (gene Asx). The record is from RefSeq and is a predicted model, not a curated record. The transcript has 7 exons. Bases 331 to 3834 code for a protein of 1167 amino acids. NCBI's taxonomy places the organism in Eukaryota, Metazoa, Arthropoda, Insecta, Hymenoptera, Formicidae. Gene Ontology annotation, biological process: positive regulation of transcription by RNA polymerase II; animal organ morphogenesis. Gene Ontology annotation, cellular component: PR-DUB complex. Gene Ontology annotation, molecular function: chromatin binding; DNA binding.